Messenger RNA from Cicer arietinum (chickpea), 887 nucleotides. RefSeq lists its product as uncharacterized. NCBI's taxonomy places the organism in Eukaryota, Viridiplantae, Streptophyta, Magnoliopsida, Fabales, Fabaceae. The record is from RefSeq and is a predicted model, not a curated record.
AUGACUUUCUUUCUUUCUUAUGGUAACCAGAGUGCUUAUCUGAAGCUUGGACGUACACAAGGCUGGUUCUUGAGUUCGUUGUUUCAAUCUUCUCGAGUUGGAUCACAAAUUUAUAUUAAUACUCGAACUCGAAAAGAUGGAAGUAUUGUUAAUGAGAAGGCCGCUAAUGUAAUUGAAGAACUAAAGAAGCAUAUGGUAGAGGAGGCAAAAAGUUCAAAUAAUUCUCAAACCACUCAAGAUUCUACAAACUGGAAGAAUGAUAUUUACUCAAAAGUUAAAGGAUCCGAAAAAAGAGGACGUGUGCGUUGUCUUGGCAAGAUUGCUCGACACGCAAGUUCUAGCUCUAACUCUCAUGCUAACCAUAGAGUUAAAACAUUGGAGAAUUUGCUUGGAAAUCUUGUUUCCGUUCUCCAAGUACGGUUCUCUGAAGAUCCACAAAUUAAUGAGGUUUUACAAACUGUAGCUGAACAGGUGAGUGGAGACAACAUUGGGUAGGGUUUCUGGAGAAAAGGUUAUACCCAAGUGGCAAAUUAUUUGAUCCUCUUGGUUUAGCCAGUGAUCCUGAAAAGAAAGAAAGACUUCAAUUGACAGAGAUUAAACAUUAUCGCUUGGCUAUGGUUGUUUUCCUCAUCUUUGCAAUCUAAGCUGCUGUUACUAGAAAAGGGCUUUAGGAGUUGGUUUAUCAAAUCUGAAAUAUUUCUCAACAACAAGUGUUGCAGGACAAAGAAUAAUGGAAUGAUAGAGUUCCAAAGAUAGAUUCUAAAAACAUGGAAGGAGAGAUUUUAGAGAAAAUUUUAGGAUAAUUUGAAAUUAAAAAUGUAUUCAUAAGUGGAGAAAUAUAUCACUUUUGUAAAGAUUUUAUGAUUUACUUAGUGGAGAAAUAUAUU